Messenger RNA from Naegleria gruberi, 1641 nucleotides. RefSeq lists its product as uncharacterized. NCBI's taxonomy places the organism in Eukaryota, Heterolobosea, Eutetramitea, Acrasida, Naegleriidae. The record is from RefSeq and is a predicted model, not a curated record. Bases 1 to 1641 code for a protein of 546 amino acids. The transcript has a single exon.
AUGUCUGCAAUUCAAUUCAUUUCUUUAAACUCAUCAAGUUGCCAUCCACUCCUCCUCAAUCUAUCCAUCUCAAAUCCAUUCCUAUUCAGAGAACCACUCACUGAAUCAUCGCUUCAAUAUGGCCUGUGUCCAGAAACUUAUAUUGCAUUUAGUUUGGCCACAGUUGUCCUCCUGCUCUAUAUUGCAACCAUGAUCAUUGCCAUGAUUGGAUUAGUUUGGCAGAGGAAGAAAACUCACAUUCAAGCCAGGAGUUUACCUCUGAUUAUUGCCAAUAUGGUGGCUAAUUUGACACUAGUUCUAUUGGUGACAUUGAGAGUGAUUGUGAGUAAGAAAUUGUAUCCGUGUUUCUUACUUUCAUUGACAUUCAUGUUGUAUCCACCAUUGUUGACCUUGCCAUCGAUAUUGAGAGGUCUUCGUUUGUAUUCGCUUUUUAAGCUCAAUUUGAAAAAGAAGAGAAUAUUUGGUUCGAAACAUGAUGAAAGUCUUGAAAUGCAACAAUUGAAUGAAUCAAGGAGAUCAAUAGUGGACGAAAGCUCAACCUCAUUGGAAAGCAUGUCAUCCCAACAAACAAAUACCAGUUGUAUUCUUUCCAUAUCAGAACCACAAUCACUACCUGCAAACACAUUCGAUCAAAUAUCGAAUAGAAACCAAACUAUUCAAUGCUCUUCCGAUGAAGCUCAAAAACCAUCCAAUCAAAUUUCAACUCGAGAUAGAGUCCUUAUGAGGAUGUUUGAAUUUCUAUCUAGUUACAAAUUCUUCAUUACUGUAUAUUUAGUUUCGUUUCUAAUACAUCUGGGAUUAUGGGCAAUUGUUGGUGGAAUUGAGAUUGGGGUUUACAAGUCAAGUGGUUCUUGGGUUUUUGUGGAAAGUGGAUUCUUUGAAGCAUCACAUGGUUGCAACAUUACUCCAAAGAUUCUAAUUGUUUUGGGAAUUCAAGCAGCUUUCUACAUUGCAUUAGUUGUCAUUGUUAAUAUUUUGUGUUUAGUUUCAGAUAGAGACACCUUCAACAUCAAAUUGGAAGAAUUAACUCUCACUGCAGUGUUUGCUGUCAUUAUUAUCCUAUACACAAUUUUUGGGUCAAUUCCUGUAAUCACAACUCUGGUUGAUUAUUUUGUGCCAUAUGUUUUGAUAUUUGUUGUUUACACAUGGUUGGAAACAGUUAUUGGUGUCAUUCUACCAGUUUAUUAUUCAAUUAGAGAUUCGUCAAUUUCUACUCCCAAUCAAAACAAUUCCACAUCUGAAAAAGACCAUUCGCUCAAUAACACCAUAACCUCCCUCCUACAUGAUAAGAAAGCAUUCGAAAUCAUUUCAGAUUUUGCUAGACGAAGCUAUUGUUUGGAAGAUGUUUUAGCGUGGAAAGAAAUUCAAAAUUUCAAAAAGAUGAAAAAACGAAGAAUUGCAGCUUUUGAAUUUUUGAAAACUUUUCUAGUUUCUGGUUCACCACUCGAGUUGAAUAUUCCAAACGGAUAUAAAACUCUAAAUAGUCUUCAGGAGAGUUUAGAUUCGAAUAUGGAAGAACCACCUGCCAAUUUAUUUGCUGAUAUUGAGUUUAAUUGUUUGUUUAACAUGGUUGACUUGUUACAACGUCUCAAAGUUAGGAAUGAUUACAUUGCCAACAAACUUUCUAAUAUCACUCAAUAG